Wyeomyia smithii (pitcher-plant mosquito) is the source of this 707-nucleotide messenger RNA. RefSeq lists its product as uncharacterized. NCBI's taxonomy places the organism in Eukaryota, Metazoa, Arthropoda, Insecta, Diptera, Culicidae. Bases 145 to 645 code for a protein of 166 amino acids. The transcript is spliced from 2 exons. The record is from RefSeq and is a predicted model, not a curated record.
GAAAAGUAAAGUAUUUUUUUGACAUUUUCACUCAUAUUGUAACAGUAGUCAAGGUGAAAAUUAUCGCUAUCGUCAUCGAUCGAAGAAAAUAAAACCUAAUUUGCUUUAUUCCGGGUGAAAAUUUUUACCUUGUAGUGCGUUUCAAUGAACUUCAAUGUUUUUUCCGUGCUCAACAUAACGUCACUAUUAUCGGAAUAUCUUGGUAGCCUAAGUUUACCGUCGUUUCUCUCUGGGCUGAAAUUGUAUGAUUCGCCAGCAGCUACACUUGGCGAAGACGAAGACGACGCAGUAGCGGGAUCGUUGAGCACGACUACCGAUAAUUUAUCCUUGCAGCAGCGACAGUAUUUAAAUCUAAACAUCCUCGCAAACUUUUGGUGCCUGUUGAAGGAGACUGCGGAACUUCUUUGGGAACAAACUGUUAGCUUUGGAAGUUUGUUGGAAUUUACCGACUUUCAGCUUCUAAUCGGAAAAACUUUUCUAAUAAUCCUUUUCGUGAAUCUACUGUUGAUUGCCUUCUACUGGAGAAAAUACGGCAGCAUUAUCACCGAUCGCUUUAUUCGUCCCAGCACAGCAAAAGAGAUUGAAGAGCUCAAGCUAUCCGUGGCUCGUUUGAAACUCCCUAAAGAGCACAGCCCUCGGAUCUAAGCGAUGUUCAAUCCAAAGAAUAAGUUAAAAAACUAUUUCAACAAACAGAAGCUAAAAUUCGG